Amaranthus tricolor (Joseph's coat) is the source of this 1360-nucleotide messenger RNA. RefSeq names its product fruit protein pKIWI502. The record is from RefSeq and is a predicted model, not a curated record. Gene Ontology annotation, molecular function: oxidoreductase activity. The transcript is spliced from 5 exons. Bases 184 to 1080 code for a protein of 298 amino acids. NCBI's taxonomy places the organism in Eukaryota, Viridiplantae, Streptophyta, Magnoliopsida, Caryophyllales, Amaranthaceae.
AUUCUAACCAUGCAAAAUUUAACCGACUAUUAUAUAAAUAUCUACUACUUUAUCUUCCUCUUUCUUUCUAUAUCACCUCUCGUCUUUCCAACCGGCGCCGUCUUUAAAAUCUUCUCUUGACUUCUUUUCGCCACCUCACCAAACCCCUCUCAUAUAAAAUACAUCCCAUUUUAAUUCCAAAAAAUGUCGAUUUCUCUCUCUACUAACCUCCACCACUCCCACCCCCAUGCGCACCUUACCGUUUCCACCCCUUCCAUGUCUAUCUUACGCCGUUUAACCCUACCUAUCCACCACCAUCACCGCCACCAACGCCGACGCUUUCUCUCUCACAUCGCCGCCGCUGUUCGUCAAGACACCACCGUUUGGACUCCAACUCCUAUCUCUCUCAUCGAAUCUGCUGCUGAAUCUCUCUUCCACGUUUCCAUCGACGUCUCGGAUGCGCCUGAAAUUGCAUCCUCUCAUACACGCGCCGGACAAUACUUGCAACUUAAAGUACCGGAUUCUCCUAAGCCUUCUUUCCUUGCUAUUGCUUCGCCUCCGUCCCUUGCUGCUGCUCGUGGCGAGUUACAAUUCCUUGUGAAGACCGUUGCGGGGUCCACUGCUGAACUUCUUUGUGGGUUGAAGAAAGGUGAUGUUGUUGAAUUGACCCCUGCUAUGGGUAAUGGUUUCAAUGUUGAUCUGAUUUCUCCUCCGGAGACUUUUCCUACUAUUCUUAUUUUCGCCACUGGAUCUGGAAUCAGCCCGAUCCGGUCUCUUAUUGAGUCUGGCUUUUGUGCUGACAAGAGGUCAGAUGUGCGGCUAUAUUAUGGAGCUAGAAAUUUGCGAAGGAUGGCUUACCAGGAUAGGUUUAAAGAUUGGGAGUCUUCUGGUGUUAAGAUUUUUCCGGUAUUGUCUAAGCCAGAUGAGGAAUGGUCUGGUGAAACUGGUUAUGUUCAGGCUGCUUUUUCUAGAUCCAAAAACAUCGUAAGCCCAAAUUCUACUGGCGCUGUACUAUGUGGACAUAAGCAAAUGGCAGAGGAAAUCACUUCGAUCUUGACAGAAGAUGGGGUUUCAAUUGACAAAAUAUUGAAAAACUUCUAACAUCACAAGUCAGAGUUCCUUCUUGUCUUAUCUGUUUAGGGAAGCUUUUAUUUUUCCCAUCCAUUCAUUAGACUGUUGGCUGAGCAUCGAGUCCUCUCAGCUCGGAACAGUAAAAUAAUUUUGAUGUAAAAUAAAUGUAAAAGAUUUCAAGAUUAGCAAUUGUUCUGAAAUUUUGACAUAAAUUAUUUGUAAGAAUAAUGUAACGAGGUUUGGCUGGCUCAAAGUUUUGGCCCGUGCAUAAUAUAUAUAGGCUGAUGACUAUGAGGAUUACAAUUUACAA